Molecule: messenger RNA, 4636 nt
Organism: Puntigrus tetrazona (Sumatra barb)
Lineage: Eukaryota; Metazoa; Chordata; Actinopteri; Cypriniformes; Cyprinidae
Gene: ncam1b
Product: neural cell adhesion molecule 1b
Biological process (GO): cell adhesion
Cellular component (GO): neuron projection; membrane
Molecular function (GO): protein binding
Source: RefSeq, a predicted model, not a curated record
GUUUAGUUUCCAGGUUGGGUUCAGUGCAUUAUUUGAUCAUAUCGCUGUCUUUCCUCAGAGGCUCCGCUGAUUGGGCGGAUUAAUUCGCGUGCAUCUUGAAGCGGCGUGUGCACGCGCUCUCGCCUCUCACCGUCUCAGCGCGCGACAUAUGGGCAAGCGAAUUUAAACCGCAACAAUAUCGAUACAGUCCAACGAUCAGGAUCCUCGUCCGCGUUCGCAUCCCGCGCGGAAAACUUCGCGGGAACUUCGCAGGCACGAUUUACGGAUUUUACGAAUUCUUCAUCUCGAGCACGGGAGACGACAAUAAACAGCAAACGCGCUGCGUUUCAUAAAAGGGAUUGCAAUGUUUCCGACCAAGGCGAUGAUCUUGGUGCUUCUUUUCUUUGGCUGCGCAGUUUCUCUGCAGGUCGAUAUUACACCUGCGCAGGGUGAGAUCAGUGUUGGAGAGUCUCGAUUCUUUUUGUGUGAAGUUAUCGGCGGGGCCAAGGAAAUCGAUUGGUUUGCUCCAACCGGUGAAAAGAUUGAGCCAGGCAGACUGGAUAUCAGCGUGAUUCGCAAUGACGAGACUUCCUCCACUCUCACCAUCUAUAACGCAAAGGUUGACAAUGCCGGCACAUACAAAUGUAUGGCCAGCAGUGGUGAUCGGGAAGCUGAGGCCACCGUCAAUCUGAAGAUAUACCAAAAAAUCACCUUCACAAACGUCCCAUCACCUCAAGAGUACGAAGGGGACAAUGCCAUUAUAGUGUGUGACGUCAUAAGUUCACCUCCGCCCACCGUCCUCUGGAAAUACAAAGGUGCAAAGAUCCAGUUUGAAAAAGAUGUCCGUUUCAGGACUUUGAAUAACAACCAUCUCCAAAUCCGAGGCAUCAGAAAGACAGACGAGGGUGUCUACACUUGUGAGGGCCGCAUUAAAGCCCGUGGGGAGGUUGACUUCCGGAGCAUUAAAGUGGUUGUUAAUGUCCUGCCCACUAUACGAAUCCGUCAAGCGGAAACGAACGCCACCGCUGACAUGGGCUUCUCAACACUGCUGGCCUGUGAUGCUGACGGAUUUCCUGAGCCGAUGGUGACCUGGGCACGGAACGAUGUUCCACUGAAGAAUGGCGAUAAAUACAGCUUCAAUGAAGACGGCUCUGAGAUGACAAUACUAGAUGUGACAAAGCUGGACGAGGGGGAUUACACAUGCAUUGCUAAGAACAAAGCUGGGGAGAGCGAACAAGAACUUAGCCUUAAAGUCUUUGUGCAACCCAAAAUCACAUAUCUAGAAAGCCAGACCACCACAGAAAUGGACGAGCAGGUCACGUUAACAUGUGAGGCCACCGGAGACCCCACGCCCACCAUCACAUGGAGCUUCGGCACCAGGGUCUUCACCGAGGGAGAGCAGAGUCCUGAUGGUGAUGUGUUGGUCCGCAGUGACGCCCGCGUGUCUUCUCUCACCCUGAAGUACGCUCAGUACACCGACGCCGGCGAGUAUCUCUGCACCGCCCGCAAUGCCAUCGGAGAAACGGCGCAGCCCGUGUAUCUGGAAGUGCGCUACGCCCCGAAAAUCCUGGGCUCAGUAACGGUGUACACGUGGGAGGGCAACCCGGCCAACAUCAGCUGUGAAGUGCUGGCUCACCCCAGCGAUGUGUCGAUUACGUGGCAGCGAGACGGUUUCCAGCUGCCUAACGCUAACACCUCCAAUAUCAAGAUCUACAACACGCCUUCAGCCAGCUACCUGGAGGUCAAUCCAGAGUCUCAGAGCGACUUUGGCAACUACAACUGUUCUGCCUCCAAUGAGAUCGGGACCGAAUCCAAAGAGUUCAUCGUGAUCCCAGCUGAUGUGCCCUCGGCGCCGUCCAUCACUCAAGUGCAGCCGUACUCCAGCACGGCUCAGGUGCUUUUCGAGGAGCCCGAGUCCACUGGAGGAGUUCCUGUGCUCAAGUACCGAGCCGAGUGGAGAGCCGUGGGCCGAGGGAAAUGGGCGCAGCGAGUCUACGAGGUGAAAGACGGACUGAGUUCAGUCACGGUCACCGGCCUAAAACCCGAAACCGAUUACGAAGUCAAGAUGUCUGCCAUCAACGGCAAGGGCGAAGGCGACAGCAGCCAGUCACUGGUCUUCAAAACCGAGCAUGUCCGAGAACCAAGUCCUCCUAUACUAGAGGGCACCCUACAACCCAAAGGCAAUUCUCUUAAAGUGAAAUGGACCAAACAAGACGACGGAGGGUCACCAAUCACCCAUUAUUUGGUCAGAUACAAAGCUAGGGAAGACUCUGACUGGAAGCCCGAGAUCCGUCUGCCCAACGUGAGCGAGUACGUAAUGCUGAUCGGACUGGAGUGGGACACCGAGUAUGACGUGUUUGUGGUGGCAGAGAAUCAGCAAGGCAAGUCCAAGCCCGGCACUCUGACCUUCAGAACUUCAUCGGAGCCUGCAGCAACCACAGACUCCAUGGAAGACGGGCCGGGCCUGAACACUGGAGUAAUUGUUGGCAUUCUCAUCCUGGUGUGUGUGCUGCUCUUGCUGAUCGUGGACGCCACCUGCUGCUUCCUCAACAAGUGUGGCAUCCUCAUGUGCAUCUGCGGUAAACCCGGGCAAGGCACCAAGGGCAAAGACAUAGAGACAGGCAAAGCUGCCUUUGUUCAAGAUGUGUCUAAAGAGCCCAUUGUAGAAGUGAGGACAGAGGAAGAGGCCACAGCCAAUCACGACGCAGAAGGCCAUCCUGAGCCCAAUGAGACCACGCCGCUGACCGAACCAGAGCAAGUGACGGAAACUGCCGCCGCGGUGGUGGACUUGCCUCUCUCUGUGCCCACUAACUCAGACACGGUCACUGACACCUUUGACCUUAGCCAGAGCAGCCCAGUUAGCGAGAGCACCACCCUCACCUCCAGCAUCACGGCGCCUCCCUCUGACCCUCUUAACCCCGCCCGAACGACUCCGCCCAACAGCAGCACGCCCAAAUCUCACACCAAACCCUCCAUCACGUCCACCCCGUCUCCCGACCCGGCUAGCGUUACUCUCCUGGUAGACCUGGGUGAUUCCCCAGAGCCACGAGCUGAGGUUCCUCCGACGGUCCCUUCAGAAGAACCUUCCCCUCCCAGCGUCGUCCAACCAGAUGCUAUAAACUCAAAAGUCACAGAAAACGAAUUUGAGUCGCCCGAGUCUCAUGCCGCUUUAAAUCCCAUCAGCCCACAGGGCAGCGCCGCGAUCCCCUUAGUGAAUCAUGAACAUGUGAUUGAUGGAGAGCUCCCACUGGCUCCAGACACAGACGUCCCUCGGGAUGGGUCACAUGCUGUGGGGACAGCUGGCUCCAGUGGCCCAUCUGUUCCAGCGCAGGACGAGAAAACAGUGGAUGAGGAGAAGAGCACGAGUGAGCUGAAGAAAGCUGCGCGGGACGCUGGAGCAGAACCCAACGCCGUCACGCAAACAAACGCCACCGAAAGCAAAGCGUGAGGAGAGUGGAAACGUGUUUGUUUAACAGUGCCCUUAAUGAAUUUUCUGAACAAAAUGGUACAUCUGCAGACAGACGUUUUCAUUUCUGAUGUAUGUACGCAUUUUUUUUUCUUUUCUUUUUGUUAAUUUGAUCAAGUUUCUGUAUCACAGUCAAAACUUCAUACACUUCAGAGAUAUCCUUACAGAGCUUCUCGUGUUUCUCUGUACAUUCUGUCGUUUUUAAAGCAGGGCAUCAAGUUAUUCAGGAGAAUGAUUUAUUCGAACCAUUUAUUUACAAAGUACAUUGUUAAAAUGUAAAUGACUUCUCCUAUUUUUUUAUCUUGAGUGUUUGAGGGCUAGGUUCGACGUGUUGUUAGUUUUGUGUUUUAUUAUAUUUUAUCAUGUUUUAUUUACACUUGCCUGUUGGAUGAUAACUCGUUAUGGCGGUUACGUAAAGACAAAAAAAUAUCGUAAGAUAUUUUAACAUGCUGAAUGUCUGAUAAAGAUUUCAAAUAAGCCAUUUGGUUCGCUACUGAAGUCUUCAUUAGAUGCGUUUUUACAAUUAUCGUGCGUUUCUAAUAUUCGGGAUUUAUACGUUAAACCAUUCUUCCAACGUGCUCCUAAAGCAUUGACUUACGCUAAAAUAUCUGCUCAUUUUUAUACCUUGUACCUCUGGAAAUGUUUCGCACCGUCACCUGCAAGCUUGUGCACUGUGAUCGUGUUACCUUUUAUUUUUUUUUUUCUUCGAGAAAAUUUGCAUAGUUUUUGCAGCAACUGCCGAUUGUCCUUUUAUAACGCGACGUAUGUUAACGGUCCUGCGUGAAAGUGGACUGAUGGGACGCGUGGCUCUGAGAAGAGUUCUUAUAUCAUCACUCAUUGCAUGACUGUCUGCUUGCCCGUGUCUGACGUUAAAACAAAGACUGGCCUGAACUGUUUACGUAUCGGUUUGAGGCUGUCCGGUUGGAGGAAUAGUGAAGAUUGUCGGUUAUUUUGAUUUUAAUGCUUUCUAUAAUGUUUGAGAGAAUGAGAGAGGGUUUCGUUUUCCCGUUGUACACAAGUUGUUCAGUUGUUCACUGCCAGAUUGCCCCAAAACUGUAAAUUGUUUCAUGUAUUUGGGGACUUGACCCAUGAAAUAGCAGUAUAAUGGGUGAGCUUUACUAUGAUAAGCAAAGAACAUGUUGUAAAUUGUGUUGCUCUAACACAUUUUAAUUAAACUCAUUAAAACAUGAA